CCUCGACUGACUACACAGCAAAACUGCGAGAAGAACGGACAGAGAGAAGCAGGAGCAAUACACCUAAGGAAUCCAUCGCCAGAACAACAAUUCCACUGAACAGAAAGUUUCUCCAGUCUAGUGCCUGAUUGAAAGGAACUGCUGGAGUCAUGAAUGCCUCGUGCUUUCUCUCUGCUCUUGCUUUUGUUCUCCUCGCUGGAGAGAGCACAGCUUGGUACUACAAUGCCUCCAGCGAGCUCAUGACGUAUGAUGAAGCCAGUGCAUACUGUCAGCGGGACUACACACAUCUGGUGGCGAUUCAGAACAAGGAAGAGAUCAACUACCUAAACUCCAAUCUGAGAUAUUCACCAAGUUACUACUGGAUUGGAAUCAGAAAAGUCAAUAACGUAUGGAUCUGGGUGGGGACCGGGAAGCCUCUGACAGAGGAAGCUAAGAACUGGGCUCCAGGUGAACCAAACAACAAGCAAAGAAAUGAGGACUGUGUAGAGAUUUACAUCCAACGAACCAAAGACUCGGGCAUGUGGAAUGACGAGAGAUGCAACAAAAAGAAACUGGCUCUGUGCUACACAGCUUCGUGUACCAAUGCAUCCUGCAGUGGUCAUGGUGAAUGCAUAGAGACCAUCAAUAGUUACACCUGCAAGUGCCACCCUGGCUUCCUGGGACCCAACUGUGAGCAAGCUGUGACUUGCAAAACACAGGAACACCCUGACUAUGGAAGCCUGAAUUGCUCCCACCCGUUCGGCCUCUUCAGCUAUAAUUCCUCCUGCUCCUUCGGCUGUAAACGGGGCUACCUGCCCAACAGCAUGGAGACCACAGUGCGGUGUACAUCCUCUGGAGAGUGGAGCGCGCCUGCUCCAGCCUGCCAUGUGGUUGAAUGCGAAGCUUUGACCCACCCUGCCCAUGGAAUCAGGAAAUGUUCCUCCUCAAAUCCCGGGAGCUACCCGUGGAACACGACGUGCACGUUUGACUGUGCGGAAGGGUACAGGCGAGUUGGAGCUCAGAGUCUACAGUGUACCUCGUCCGGCAUCUGGGACAAUGAGAAGCCAUCGUGCAAAGCUGUGACCUGUGACGCCAUCCCUCAGCCUCAGAAUGGCUUUGUGAGCUGCAGCAACUCGACAGCUGGAGAACUUGCUUUUAAGUCGUCCUGUAACUUCACCUGUGAGCAGAGUUUCACGUUGCAGGGGCCAGCGCAGGUUGAAUGCAGCGCACAAGGGCAGUGGACACCACAAAUCCCAGUGUGCAAAGCUGUCCAGUGUGAAGCCUUAUCUGCACCGCAGCGAGGCAACAUGAAAUGUCUUCCCAGUGCUUCUGGACCUUUCCAAAAUGGGUCCAGUUGUGAGUUCUCCUGCGAAGAAGGAUUUGAAUUGAAGGGAUCAAGAAGGCUUCAGUGUGGUCCAAGAGGGGAAUGGGAUAGCAAGGAGCCCAUGUGUUCAGCUGUGAAAUGUGAUGAUGUUCCUUGGCCCCAGAAUGGCGUCAUGGAGUGUGCUCAUGCUACUACUGGAGAAUUCACCUACAAGUCCUCAUGUGCCUUUCAAUGCAACGAGGGCUUUAGCUUGCAUGGCUCAGCUCAACUUGAGUGCACAUCUCAGGGAAAGUGGACCCAGGAAGUCCCCUCCUGCCAAGUGGUACAAUGUCCAAGCCUUGACAUUCCGGGAAAGAUGAACAUGAGCUGCAGUGGAACAGCAGUUUUCGGCACAGUGUGUGAAUUUACAUGUCCCGAUGAUUGGACACUCAAUGGAUCUACAGUUCUGACGUGUGGUGCCACGGGACACUGGUCUGGGAUGCCGCCUACCUGUGAAGCCCCAGCCAGCCCCACCCGUCCCUUGGUAGUUGCACUUUCUGCGGCAGGAACCUCACUCCUGACAUCGUCCUCAUUACUCUACUUGUUGAUGAGAUACUUUCGGAAGAAAGCAAAGAAAUUUGUUCCUGCUAGCAGCUGCCAAAGCCUUCAAUCGUUUGAAAACUACCAUGUGCCUUUGAACAUCUAGGUUCAAAACAAUCAGGAACACAAAUGCACCGUGGGAAAUAGAAUGAUAUGCUGAAGACAGCAGGAAAUGAACUGUCUACAGAAUCCUGGUCUCUCUUGCCUGCUUAAAAACUGGGAUCCUGACUCCAUGGAUCAAAACUGAGUGACAAGGCCAGCCCUCUACCGGAAUGACUCGGUUUCCUCUUUCCUAGUUAGUGACAGGAUGAAGAACAUGCUGCCACAGAAGGUGGAGGUGCUCUCUUCAUGGACCGGGGAGAGCGGGAGCUGGAACAGCAGAAUUCAUUCUGACUCUGAGUCACUCUAGAAUUUGGGAACAGAAACAGUGUUUUAUUGCUUUGUUUCUUUCUCUUGUUCCCCACACAGUGUGUCAACAGCUAAUUCCAGUAUUGUUGUCACAGGCGUAAAUAAUGUUUAUCAGCAGUUUUGAGCAAUUGAUUUUCUAUUUCUAUCUUGAAAAAAAAAAGGCAGAAUUGCCAUAUUCUCAGGUUAUGGCCUAGGAGUGUCAUUACGGGUACAAGGUGCAGAUCCUGGUGAAUAUUACAUGUUAAGACUGCUAGGCAGACAUAUUGGCUUUAUCCCCAUGGGAUUCAGUGGCUGCCGAAGUAUUCUUGAACAUUGUGUUCUGUGUCCUGGCAUUAAAGCCAGCAUGAGAUCCAUCAUUUUUAUGUCAGCUCAAGGGUCAAAAGGACUUUAAAAAAAAAAAUCAGAAUCCUGUGGCCUAUCACAUGGCAAAAGUUACCCUAAAUCUUUUAUUUAAUUAGAAAAUCCCUAAAUCUAAAUUUAAUGUUAUAUUUGCAGUCCACUUACUCUCAAAAUGAGAAAUUAAUAAUCAGUGUGAAAUCCUGAGUAUUUAAUGGUAGCUGGUUUUAAGACAUGGUACUAUCAAAAGAAUAGAAAGUGAAGAGAGAGUUUAUAUAUUUGAUCCCCCACCCCGCCCCCGCCAAGGUUUGUUUGUUUGUUUUUUCUGGAAGAGAGACCAUCCUUUAAGCCA
Messenger RNA from Mus caroli (Ryukyu mouse), 2978 nucleotides. RefSeq names its product selectin E (gene Sele). Gene Ontology annotation, cellular component: membrane. The record is from RefSeq and is a predicted model, not a curated record. Gene Ontology annotation, molecular function: calcium ion binding. Lineage: Eukaryota; Metazoa; Chordata; Mammalia; Rodentia; Muridae. Gene Ontology annotation, biological process: cell adhesion.